Molecule: messenger RNA, 3094 nt
Organism: Carassius auratus (goldfish)
Lineage: Eukaryota; Metazoa; Chordata; Actinopteri; Cypriniformes; Cyprinidae
Product: procollagen-lysine,2-oxoglutarate 5-dioxygenase 1-like
Exons: 19
Coding region: 408-2600 (730 amino acids)
Biological process (GO): peptidyl-lysine hydroxylation
Cellular component (GO): endoplasmic reticulum
Molecular function (GO): iron ion binding; L-ascorbic acid binding; procollagen-lysine 5-dioxygenase activity
Source: RefSeq, a predicted model, not a curated record
UUACACGGGAUGACAGGUGUUCAACAAAACUUAUAUUUUUCUUGUUUUUAAGACAAGCUUUAACCAUGAGAAAUAUUUACUGACGUAAUUAUUAUUAUUAACAAUUUUAAGUAGCCUAUUAUUAUUAUUUCUUCCCCCAGAUACAUUUAAACACAAAUUGGGACAGACAUAGUUGUCACACACCUUUUUCUGAAUUUCUCGGAAUAAGUCAAAAUUUUGUCAAACAGUGGGCUCCUUCUCUGUUGUGAGGUCAGGGAUCUUCCGCUGAAGCCCAGGGGUGGGGAAAGCCAAAAGUGGGCAGGCUUGGGAUUGUUCGGGAAUCUACAACUAACUUUCUCUCGAGGAAAGGCCUUAUUUCAUCAGACGCCGUUAACUGUGGAGGUCUGAAGAAGAAGAACGGGUCAGAAAUGAGAGGAGUCCUGCUCGUCCUCGCGUGUUUGUUUGCGACAUUUUCUCCGCUUGACUGUAAUCAGCAGGGCUCGAUCCCCGAGGGAGAUCUUCUGGUGCUGACUGUGGCCACGCAGGAGACCGAUGGCUUCAGACGCUUCCUGAGAUCUGCCAAACACUUCAACUACAGCAUCAAGGUUCUCGGAGGGGGUGAAACAUGGACAGGCGGAGAUUACAUGUCUCCUCCGGGUGGAGGGCAGAAGGUGCGCCUGCUGAAGUCUGCUCUGGAGGACAUACAGGAGGAGAACAGAGUCAUUCUUUUUGUGGACAGCUAUGACGUGAUCUUUUCUUCUGGUCCGAAAGAGCUGCUGAAGAAGUUUCAGCAGGCGAAGCACAGAGUUGUGUUUUCUGCCGAGACGCUCAUCUGGCCGGACCGUCACCUGGAAGACAAGCAUCCUCAUGUCAGAGAAGGGAAGAGGUUCCUCGGGGCAGGAGGCUUCAUUGGCUAUGCACCUAACCUUAAAAAGAUGCUUUCGGACUGGUCAGGUGCAGACAGUGACAGUGACCAGCUCUAUUUCACCAGGAUAUAUAUCAACCCUGAGAAAAGAAAGUCUAUAAAUAUAACUGUGGACAGCAAGUGCAGAUUGUUCCAGAAUCUCCACGGAGCUCUUGAUGAGGUGGUGCUGAAGUUUGAAGAUGGACGUGUGCGAGCCAGAAAUGUGCUUUAUGACACGCUGCCUGUUAUUAUUCAUGGCAAUGGACCCACCAAACUUCAGAUAAACUACCUAGGGAACUAUAUCCCAAAUCUGUGGACGUUUGAGACUGGCUGCACAAUUUGUAAUGAGAAUCUGCGACCGCUUUCUGGACUCCAGGAGAGUGAAUAUCCCGUGGUGGUCAUCGGGAUCUUCAUCCAGCAGCCCACACCCUUUGUCACUGUGUUCUUUGAGCGCUUACUUAACCUCAAAUACCCCAAAAACCGGAUCCAAUUAUUCAUCUAUAAUGAGGAAUCACACCACGAACCCCACGUACGCACGUUUCUAGAGGAUCACGAGUCCGAAUACCAGGGAGUGAAGCUGAUUGGACCAGAGAAGGAUAUAGAUCCUGUGACCUCACGUAACAUCGGCUUCGAUAUGUGUCGAGAUAACAUUGACUGUGAAUACUUCUUCAGCAUAGACGUGGAUGUGGUUUUAAAGAAUGAAGACGCACUUCGAAUCCUUAUUGAGCUCAAUAAGCCUUUCAUUGCACCAAUGAUGACCAAACCCGGGCGUCUGUGGACAAACUUCUGGGGCGCUCUCAGUGCGGAUGGGUACUACGCCAGAUCAGAGGACUACGUAGACAUAGUUCAAGGACACCGCGUGGGUUUGUGGAAUGUGCCAUACGUCUCUCACAUAUUCCUGAUAAAAGCUGAUGCAUUGAGGACUGACCUCAAAGAUCCUGACCUGUUUGAAUCCUCAACGCUAGAUCCGGAUAUGGCCUUCUGCUCCAGAGUUCGAAACAAGGGUGUUUUCAUGUUUGUAACAAAUAUGCACACCUACGGUCGAGUUUUAUCGACUGAAAAUUACCAGACAAACCAUUUGCACAAUGAUCUCUGGCAGAUCUUUGAAAAUCCUGUGGAUUGGGAGGAAAGAUACAUUCAUGAGAAUUAUUCCAAAAUUUUGAAAGAAGCUUUCAUAGAAACGCCGUGUCCUGAUGUGUACUGGUUCCCUGUGUUCACUGAUGUGGCCUGCAAACAUCUCAUUGAAGAGAUGGAGCACUUUGGCCAGUGGUCAGGAGGAGGAAAUGUGGACACUAGGAUCCAAGGUGGAUAUGAAAAUGUCCCAACUAUUGAUAUCCACAUGAAUCAGGUGGGCUACGAAAAAGAGUGGCACAAGUUCCUGUUGGAUUAUGUAGCGCCGGUCACUGAGCAAAUGUAUCCAGGAUACUACACAAGGGCUCAGUUUGAUCUGGCGUUUGUAGUCAGAUAUAAACCUGAUGAACAACCCGCACUGAGACCACAUCAUGACGCCUCUACUUUCACCAUCAAUAUAGCGCUCAAUCAAGUGGGCAUUGACUAUCAGGGCGGUGGCUGCCGGUUCCUCAGGUACGACUGCUCCAUCAGAGCUCCCCGGAGAGGCUGGGCGCUCAUGCACCCCGGACGCCUCACUCACUACCACGAGGGUCUGCCCACCGUACAGGGCGUACGAUACAUCGUGGUCUCAUUUGUGGACCCUUGAACUACUUUUGAUUGGAAACUUGGGUUUGCUUUGAAUUCAGGAGACUCUAGAAUAAUCAAAUCAUGUUGACACAGUGCCUUACGUUGUGAAUAAUAUGCCAGUGUGUAUAUACUUCCCAUGUUUUAUGUUAGGUAAAGGCAUCUUUUGAUAACGAUCAGUGAAUGUUGAAAGCAGUUUGACAGAUAUGCAAUAUGUAACUUCUGCGCAGUGACAUUUACUCAUUUAUUUAUUGUCAAAUAUUGACGGGAUUAUUCCAUAAAAUGACGUGGAUUUUGAAAAUCUUAUCUGUCUUUGCUUUGACAUUCACAGUUAUUUUCUGAUGCCCUUCAAGCGACUGAUGCUGCGCUUGAAAACAGUUUGUUUGGUCUGUUUUCUCUCUGCAUAAUGUUGCUUCUUUAGAGAUGUAUGUCGUUGUUUUGUUAUGGAUAAGAAAUGUCAUGGAUUUUGGAAGAAAACAAUAAAGAAAAAAAAAAUUAAUGGUUGAUGGUAUGUAA